AUGACCCGCGACAAGGUGAAGGUGAACAUGCCAGCACGGGCUAAAAAGACCCAAAUCGCGACCGCGAGCGAGCCGGACCCGACUUCACGACUCGAUCUAACGGGAUCCGCUCUCGCGCGCCGGGAACCGGCGAAUGAUCUUGCACCUGGCUCGCUUGUCUCUGCCCAUCAGAGGCGACUGCUCCAGACUUCCAUGGCUCGUAUUCUGGCCAUUCCGGCCCAGUCCGUGCGUCGCUACGCGCAUUGGGCAGGAAUCUGA
Molecule: messenger RNA, 258 nt
Organism: Penicillium cinerascens
Lineage: Eukaryota; Fungi; Ascomycota; Eurotiomycetes; Eurotiales; Aspergillaceae
Exons: 1
Coding region: 1-258 (85 amino acids)
Source: RefSeq, a predicted model, not a curated record